This is a messenger RNA of Zonotrichia leucophrys gambelii, 978 nucleotides long. RefSeq names its product zinc finger HIT-type containing 6 (gene ZNHIT6). The transcript is spliced from 10 exons. Bases 27 to 902 code for a protein of 291 amino acids. Gene Ontology annotation, cellular component: pre-snoRNP complex; nucleus. Lineage: Eukaryota; Metazoa; Chordata; Aves; Passeriformes; Passerellidae. Gene Ontology annotation, biological process: snoRNA localization; box C/D snoRNP assembly; maturation of LSU-rRNA from tricistronic rRNA transcript (SSU-rRNA, 5.8S rRNA, LSU-rRNA). The record is from RefSeq and is a predicted model, not a curated record.
GCCCCGUGAGGCCCCGCGGCGCGGCCAUGGCGGAGCAGGACCGGGACUGGGACGUGCCAGAGCGGGCGGCGGGCGGCGGGAAGAUGUCCCUGCACAGAUGUGAAACCUGUAGCAAAGAAGAAGCCAAGUACAGAUGUCCACGAUGCAUGAAAUAUUCGUGCAGCCUGUUGUGUGUAAAGAAACAUAAGCUUGCACUGAGCUGUAACGGAGUCAGGGAUAAAACAGCGUUUGUCUCUGUAAAUGAAUUUACUGACUUGAACCUUCUGAGUGAUUAUCGUUUCCUGGAAGAUGUGGGAAGGACAGCUGAUGCUGCUGCUCGACAUUGUAUCGUGCAUAGUCCAGCAACAAAAAGACUUUUAUACUUCUUGAGGAACAAAGCUCGAGGGUGUAAUAUUGAGCUAAAAACACUGCCUGUUGGAUUCACAAAAAGAAAAGAAAAUUCUACCACCUUCAGUUCCAUGGAGAACAAGUUCUACUGGCAUUUGAAGCUCAUAUUUCCUCACUGUCAUGCUGAAUACACUUUAAAAGGGGUGCCUGACGAUAAAACGCUUGCUGAUAUCCUCAAGCCAUACAUUGAUCCAGUGGAGUCAGAUCCUGUAGUUUGUCAAAGAUUAAAAAUCUAUACAGCAUCUCCUCAAUCAGAUGUACGAAUUUUAAUGAAAAUAGAAAACAGGAGCCGAAACUCUGUCAGGUACAAUGAACUGGAUGCCAGCAGAAGCCUUCUAGAUAAUCUGAAAGGCAAAGUAAUAAUUGAGUAUCCAACAUUAUUUGUGGUCUUGAAAACACUGAAGAAUGACAUGGUGGUCCUUGGCCAAGAUGGCAGUGAGCCUGCAGAGAACUCAGACAACGAAAGCUCAUCCCUUUCAUCUGUGGAAGAAGGGGAGAUUCAGGACAGUUCAUGACAGUUCCUUGAGAGAACAGGAUGCAAUGAGCUUUUAUUUUUUUAAUUAUUUAAUUAAAUUCUUUUGAUACAACUAA